CUAAAUGUGUGCCAGACAUACGAUUUGUGUGCGUAAAUCGCUGAAUAAAUUUCUAAGGUUUUUAUUUAGUCAAGGAGAAUUCCCUUUAUGUGCCAUAAGGUUGCUUUAUUUCAAGAUAAAACGCCAUUCAUGCCAUUGCGUUGCUUUUUAAUUAAAGCGGUUGUAGCCAAAUUUUUUGGCCCCGAGUGAAAAAUAAAAAAAAGUUCUAAUACGGAGCCGUGGCGUCACCUACCAAUGUUUGUUCGAAUUAUGAUUUCGCGGGUGGCGGCGUUCGAGCUACGGCUAAGGUCGGACGAGAAAGAAGCGGCAGGUUGUACGACUGCCGAAGCUGGCCGAGGCGCAGCGCGCACACGUACGCGGUCGCUCUCUCGUGUGCGUAUCCCCCUCCACGCGUUAGCAUGUUGCAGCGUCUCGCUGGCAUCACCGCGGUCACCAGUCGUCGUGUUCCCGUGAUCUCGUCGAGUCUGGUUCCGGUGGCUUAUGCGGAUUUGCCGUCGCGGCGGACGCAGUCGAUGCCCGUUCCGUUGAUUCGAGCAGGACCGUACCGCACGGCAGCGCGAGGAUCCAGGAGUGCCGGCGUACCGUUCUCGCGUCAGAUAUGAGCCACGCUUGGCUACGCUUUUCACGUGCGUCGCAGAGUGGCCGCCGGCGGCAGCGCGGGUGUGUCCGCUGAAUCGAUCGCGUUCCGAUACGGUGCGAUCGAGUGUGUCAGUCACCUCGCCGACGGCCGACGGGAGCGUGUCGGCGCCUUCGCGGUCGCUAGGACCGCGCGCGCGCGCGCGUACGCGGGUGCGCACCGUGUCGGUAUGCACAGUCGACCACCAGCCACCGCGAUGUCGACGGUGGCCGAGCCGCAGGAACGCAACAUCGCCUACAACGGCAAGGACAACGUGUCAGCUGUGGUGGUGCAGCCUACCACUACCAGGUGCAGACUCAGGGUCUACAAGAUCGUAGUGCUAGGCGAUGGUGGCGUUGGCAAAUCAGCCGUCACGCUGCAGUUUGUCAGUCACAGAUUUCUGGAUUAUCAUGAUCCUACUAUAGAGGACUCAUAUCAGAAGCAAGUGGUUAUCGAUGGCGAGGCAGCUCUCUUGGAUAUUUUGGACACAGCUGGACAGGUGGAGUUCACAGCCAUGCGCGAGCAGUACAUGAGGUGCGGAGAAGGUUUCAUGAUAUGUUACUCCGUGACGGAUAGACAUAGCUUCCAAGAGAUAAUGGAGUACAGGAAACUAAUAUCGCGGGUGCGCGCCAACGAGGAGAUUCCUCUGGUGUUGGUCGGCAACAAGUUUGAUCUGCAGCAUCAUCGAAAGGUGAGCAUGGAGGAGGGUAAGGCACUGGCAAAGGAACUAGGUUGUCCGUUUUACGAGACGUCCGCUGCGCUCAGGCAAUUCAUAGACGACGCGUUCUUCUCGUUGAUCAGGCAGAUCCGCGCCAAGGAGAAGUCCCGCAACCGCAAGCGCAGCCGCUGGUGGCGGAUUCGUUCGAUAUUCGCGUUCAUCUUCCGGCGGAAACAGAGGCACCUUUCCCAUCAUUCGCUUUAAAACCGUUUCGAUAGUGAGCCUCCUACUAGCAAGAUUAUUGAAAUCAAAGGCAGCAAUAGGACGAGUGUAAUAUCAAGAGGGUUCGCAACGAAGUAAGCGUAUUAAUUGCCCAUAGCUUUUUAUAACUCACACAGUAGUCUUGUUUAGAGACUGACGAUUUGUCAACACCACACUGCCUUAUCGUUGACCCCAUAUACUCUGGAUACGGCAAGGUGAAAUUGUCAGAGACAGACUGGAAAGCGCACUUGUAUUUAAUCUGAGAUCUCAGAUUAGUCAAUCACUCGUGCUACUCGGCAUGUACGUAUAUAACAAAUAUAUAUGAGUGCACAUAUAUGUUAUAUAUAUAUAUAUAUAUAUAUAUAUAUAUAUAUAACAUAUAACGUUCGAUAGAGAGAAUCAUGCUUCCUGUAAACGGCGCAACGUCAUACUCGUGGCUUCCAGUUUCUCCUACGAUGACAGCAGUCUCUCUUCCAUGAUUUAUCUCUCAAAGGCUGUUAACGUACAUUCACGUUCAUUUAGGCUUCGUGAAGCAAUCAGUGAUGAGAUGACGAAGCUAAAUGCCGAAAGUAUCCAACUUUAGUUAGAUAUUUCGACUGUCUCAAGUAAAGUCUCUCUAUUCUAACUCUGAUUGUAAUAAACUCCGAUCUGUAGACUUUAGUUUGCUACUAGCAGCUGAUUACGUGACCAAAGAGAAGUAUAUGAAACAUUAAGACGAAGUGGCAAGUGCAAGAUAUUAUAUAAGAGCUUCGUAACAGAGAUUGUUGCAAUUUUACAUGAGAGAUUAUUGCGCUCCAAGUGGUAAAUGAUAAACUGAAUUUAUUUAUUCUAAUUUAAUUCACCAUGUAAAUAUGAGAGAAAUGUUAUAUAAGUAUUAAAUGAUUUUAUAUAAAAGAGAUUGAUUUUUAGAAUGUACAUUCUAUAAAUAUGUACUCUAAAAAUUAUAUACGCGCGCGCGAUAACUUUGUCCAAGUUACAAUAAGUUGCAAAGUUUAAGAUUGUUGCAUUACGUGAAUCAUGUGAUCUCCAAGAUAUUUCAAAGAGAUAUUUCUCAAGAGAAAUAUAUCAUAAAAUACGUCUGCCAUAAAUACGGACAAUUAAACUGGCGAUAUAAGCAACUAUUAUACAUUAUUUCUAUACAUUACCAAUAUACGACAGCUCCAGGAGAAAUACUGUAUAGAUUUUUAACAUAAUUAUGACUCUUAUGCAUGUGUUGUACAGUUACAGUGCACAACAUUGCAGUUUGAUUGCAAUUUAAUUUUUGUUGACGAUUUGACGAUAAAUGCCUCGAUCAUAUAUGCAGCUCUUCAAGUAUAGAAUUAUGUUUAUAUAAGUUGAAAUUAAUAAAUUGUUCACACACUAAUUAUUUCUUCAUCUAACAUUUAAUGUGAAUUAAUGGCACAAAAUGUUUAUAAUAGUAGUAGAAUAUAAAUUUGCACUGAUAUGUGUAUAUUUUAUAUAUAUAUAAACAAGGGAAAGAGAGAAUUAUUUAGAUGUAAGCACCUGCAUAGUAAUUGUCUAGUCGUUACUUAAAUUGUCCUAGUCACAUUUUGCAUUUUGUUGUAAUACAUUAAUUUAUAUUAGUUUAAUUACAUAGUUUAAACGUUGAUCAAUGUGCACUUUUAUAUGUUAUUACUUGUAAUAUUAUAUAUCAAAUAAAUAUCUUUAUCUAUAAAAAUAUAAUUUAAUCUAUUUAAAACGCAGUUUCUUUUAUUUAUUAAUAAAUACUAAUUUACUCCGUAAUAAUAAUGUACAAUGUACUUUUGAUAAUUUUGCCAAAGUUUCGCAAUAUAAUUAAUACAAAAUGGCUAUCAAGUAAACUUUCUUUUCCUCUUUGUCUAUCUCUCUCUCUCUCUCCCUCUCUCGCUCGCUCACUUUCUUUACUAAUAAAUAAUAGUUAUAUGUAUUUUAAAAAAAGAGAAAUUGCCAUAAGAUGCGAUAUUGCAAAUGAAAUAUUCAUACUUUCACAUAUCAGUGAGAAGUAUUGUUAUUUUAGAGCUAUUAUUUUCUAAUUAACGACGUAUAAAAUCAAAUUACGUAAACUGAGAAUUGUAAUAUGUAUAUGACAUUAUUGUUAAUUAUAUAUAAAAAUGUUUAUAUAUAAGUAAAUUGAUACAUGUCACGAAUAAUUAAAUUAUAUCGUCGUUUUAUACAACAUUUAGUUAAAUAUAAAAUGGAUUAAAUAUGAAAUAUAAUUUCGCGCAGAUAAUAAAUUCCGCAUGUGUAAUAACCAUGAGAGUAUCGUGAAUGGAAAAUGUAACAACAAGCAUAUAAAGAAUAUUUAAAAUGUAUAAGGUCGACAUAAUAAUUAAUGAUUGCUUGCAUAUUACAUUUUUAUUUGAUGUUACGCAUGUACAUACAUUUGUUAUAAGAAUUCCGUAAACUUUUAAUAACGUGUACUUAAAAAGAAACCUCUAAUUUAGAUGUAAUUUCUUUAUUUAACAGAUAGCAAGUUCGAUUGAUGGCACAAAUAAAUAUCAUAUAUAAAAAUUGUAAGAAUUUCGCGAUAUAAAAUAUAUAUAUUCCAUAUGCUGGCUAAAGCAUUGAUCUAAUACAAAACUAAAAUAUUUUGUAUACUAUUAAUACAAAAUAAUUUUACAGUAAGUAAUAAUUAUUGAAGAAAUAAAAUUUUAAAAUCAUACUUGUAUUAUAUCUGAAUAUAUUUCGUUAUUACAAA
Ooceraea biroi (clonal raider ant) is the source of this 4212-nucleotide messenger RNA. RefSeq names its product Ras-related protein interacting with calmodulin (gene Ric). The record is from RefSeq and is a predicted model, not a curated record. Gene Ontology annotation, biological process: signal transduction. NCBI's taxonomy places the organism in Eukaryota, Metazoa, Arthropoda, Insecta, Hymenoptera, Formicidae. Gene Ontology annotation, cellular component: membrane. Gene Ontology annotation, molecular function: GTPase activity; GTP binding.